Molecule: messenger RNA, 3030 nt
Organism: Spirodela intermedia
Lineage: Eukaryota; Viridiplantae; Streptophyta; Magnoliopsida; Alismatales; Araceae
Source: the annotation of a GenBank genome assembly
AUGGCCACCGAGCAUUGGGAGGAGGACAUGAAGGUGACCGCUAAGGACCUUCGCAAUGGCCUUGCUGCCGCCGUCCAAGGCAUACAGUGGAACUACGCCAUCUUCUGGUCUGCUUCAGCCAGCCAGCCAGGGUACCAAGAAACCAUCACCUCUCCUGUUUUUCCUUCAUAAAUCUCCCUCGGCAGAUGCGGGUUAUCGCCGGAAUUACGGCAUUGAUCCGUAUCUUCCGGAUCAGCUGCCCUCUUUUUUUCGGUCAUGAAUCUAUGCUUCGCUCGUACUCAAGAAGUUUAAGUUGGGAGAUCUCCCGAUCCGAGGAUCUCCCAGACGAUUUGGACCAUUCUUAGUGGGAUAUUGCUCUCCAGCACGGACUAAUCUCCUUCCAAGUUCAUGGAACUCAGUCCGCCUUCUUCCAACACUUACGGAGAGAUAUAUGCUUGAUACGGACAGACAUUCGCUUCGACUGAUGAGCCCUCGGUGUGGAAAUGAGGUCCAACACUUACGGAGAGACUACUUUCUUCCCUCUUUUGUAGAUUGUUGGAGUGGGGCGACGCGUACUACAAUGGAGAUAUAAAGACGAGGAAGAUGACCCAGUCUCUGGAGUUGGAAGACGAUCGGAUGGGUCUAAAGAGAAGCGAGCAACUGAGGCAACUUUACAUUUCUCUUUCGGCCGGUGACAGCGAUCAGCAGGCUAGACGACCCUCUGCCUUACUUUCACCUGAGGACCUCUCAGACUCCGAAUGGUUCUACCUACUCUGCAUGUCCUUUACCUUCCACUCUGGACAUGGGUAUCUUUCUCUCUCGCUCUCUCUCUCUCUCUCUCUGACUCAUUUUCUCACAUUUCGUUUCUUGCUCUACGCCUAACGCGGUUUUUCAGCUUGGUUGGAAGAACAUUGGCAACGGGAAGCCAUAUCUGGCUCACUGAUGCUCACUCCGCAGAAAGUAAAAUCUUCACACGCUCUCUUCUGGCAAAGGUCUGAUCCCUGCUCAAUCUCCUGCCCUAAGAUUUUUCAUCCUCUUUCUUUUUGGGCUCGUGCUAAGCUGAUUCAGUCGUAACUUUUGAUUCUUCUGUCUUGCUGAUGAUGGACGGGCUUCCUCAUCUCUCAGAGCGCAUCCAUCCAUGUACGUUUUGCUGCUUCCUCCCCGCUGAUUUAAAAAUGCUUCCGUUCUUUCAGUCCUGCGCAGAUAUCAACUCUGUUUCUUCGCUGUGUUUGCAGACUGUCUUCUGCUUUCCCUUCCUGAAUGGUGUUCUCGAACUUGGCACGGCCGAAUCUGUAAGUUCAGACUGUUCUUGAACAUGAAUGGAGGAGCCCGCUGCCUGCAGCAGAUAAUCACUUUCCCUUCGAUCACCAGGUCAUGGAGGAUCCCGAUCUCAUACGGCAGGUCACAACCCAUUUCUGGGAUUGUCAGAAGGCGGCCUCCGCCGAAGAAACUCCGUCCGGCGACCCCAUUUCUGGGGAAGGCGUUGACCGAGUGGUCCACGACUGCGAUCUCGACAUGCUAGACCCCUUGCCGGCGGGGGAGAUGCUUCAACUUGCUGGCCCUCGGAGCCAAUCGGAGAAUGGAUUUCAGCCUCUCUCAUCCAUCAAAGUCUUCGAGCUUAACGGAGAUGGGGACGAUGGGCUCCAAGCUGAUUCCAGCGAGGAACUGGAGACAUUUUCUCCUGAUCACUGUGUAGAUAUUCACACGGAUGAAUCGGCGAUGAUGGACGGACCGGAAGGGAUGUCACAGACUCAUAGCUGGCAGUUUCUGGAUGAUGAACCGGCUAACGACUGCAAGUGCCCAUCAUCGUCAGAUCUUCAGCCAGUCCCCUGUCCGAAACAAGAAACAAGAGACUAUGUGAAUGAUCCCAAAGCAUGUCGGAAGCUUGACUUCUCAUUUGAUGCUGGGGCCGACAGUCUACACUAUAAGAGGACUCUUUCAGCUAUUUUCGGAAGCUCUGCCCGACCAAGAGCGAAGCUGUUCUUCCCAAAUGGAUCUUGCUCAUCGAGCUUUGUGGCCUGGAGAAAAGGAACAAACAUCGUCCUGGGCACCCGAACCGGUGCACAUAAGCAGAAGCUUUUGAAGAAGAUUCUGUUCAAUCGUCUCGAGAUGCGUGGUGGGCGUUCGAGUCCUCCACAAAAAGACGGAAGGAAAGGCGCGAUGGAGAAACCGGAGGGCGACGAAUUCUGCUCGAGCCCCCUUUCGUCUGAGAGGAGGCAAGAGAAGAUGAACAAGAAUUUCCUGAUCCUCAAAUCUCUCUUGCCUUCCAUAAACAAGGUACACCACUCGCGAUCCACCCAAGCUUCGAUCUACCCAGUAACAAGAUGCGGGAGGAGAAUGAUUUUCUACAAUAAAGCACACUUUUUUCUUGAUGGGACGCCAUUUUUGACUUGUGGGCUUGUUCUUUUUUUUUUUUAACCAUGUUCUCACGCAGAUCGACAAGACCUCUAUUCUGGGAGAUACGAUCGAGUAUCUCAAGGAGCUCGAGAAGAGGGUGGAAUUCCUGGAGUCACACAUGGAUCCAAAGGAUCUGGAGGUGAAAGAACUGAGCAAGCAUCCGGAUAUCACAGAGAGAACAUCAGACAACUACGGAAGGGAUGGAGUUGACUCCGACGGCAAGAAGUCUUCCGUCUGUAAGAGGAAGGCGAGCGACUCCGACGAACAGGGCUUUGAAAGCCACUGGGUCCUGUCGAAAAACGGGGACGCCGACGUCAACGUGACCGUGGUCGGGAAAGAAGUCAUGAUCCAGGUGACAUGCCCAUGGCGGGACUGCCUCCUUCUGGAGGUUGUGGAUGCGGUAAGCGGCCUCCAUCUGGACGCCCACUCGGUGCAAUCAUCCACAGUUGACGGAAAUCUCAGAAUGACCAUAAAAUCAAAGGUUUGUGCGACUUCAGAUUGCUUUCUUCCAUUCAUCUAUGCCCACCCAUGAAUCUUAACUCCCUGAAACAGAUGACCAUCUUGCUGCAUAUUUGGCUGCAGUUUAGGGGGAUCAUGGUGGCGUCACCAGGGAUGAUCAAGGGUAUGAUUCACAGAGUCGUCAGCAAGUGUUGA